CGACGCUAAAUGAAACACAGUAAAGAUGGCAAACGAUACCAGCGCAAGCCUUAGACAAGUGGUCAACCUAAUAGACGAACUUAGAGAUAUCGGUCUACACAAAUAUAUCAAUCUGCCAAGAAUAUGUGUAGCGGGAACACAAAGUAGCGGCAAAAGCAGCGUGCUAGAAAGCAUAGUAGGUAUAGACUUCCUGCCAAGAGGUGAUGGCAUCGUCACAAGAAGACCUAUCGAAUUCAGAUUGUGCAAAUUGACUGACGAAGAUGAAUCAGGUAAUAUAAAACCAUACAUUAUAUUCGAUGGAAAUGGAGAACGAUACUAUGAUUUCGAAGCUGCAAGACAGCAUAUAGAAAGUUUGACAAAUGAAAUAGCAGGAGCGAAUAAAGGAAUAGUAGACGAUCCCAUAGUGCUAUCGGUGUAUUCUCCAGAUUGCCCAGAUCUGUCGCUUAUCGAUCUACCCGGUGUCACAAGAGUACCAUUGAAAAAUAGUGACCAAACAGAUGAUAUAGAAGCACUGACAAAAGAUAUGAUAAUGAGAUAUGCAAAGGAUCCACGUACAAUUAUAUUGGCAGUAGUAGCAGCAAACGUAGACAUGUCAACAAGCGAUGCUCUGCAAUUGGCUAGAAGAGCAGAUCCACUCGGUGUUAGAACACUAGGAGUUAUCACCAAGAUCGAUCUUAUGGAUAGAGGAGCAAACGCUGUAGCAAUGCUACAAAACGAUGAAGUACCACUUAGAUUGGGAUAUACAGGAGUUAAAAAUAGAUCAGCAAAGGAUAUCGCAGACGGUGUAACUAUAAAGGAGGCACUGGAACUGGAACGCAAAUACUUCUCCGAGCAUAAGGUGUAUAAGCACCUCAAACCAACACUCUGGGGAAUACCGUCAUUAGUAGAUAAGCUCACUAAAGUAUUGUACAGGCAUAUCAGCACUGUAUUGCCAGAUCUCAAAGCUGAAAUAUCGUCCAGAAUUAAAUGUACCGUCAGCAAACUUGAAGCUUUAGGUGAGUCGGCGCCAACAGGAACCACGGAACGAGUGCAACUGCUGUGGCAAAUGACAACUGACUACUGUGAAGUAUUCGGGGGGAUUAUUAAAGGAAGGUAUGUGAGCAGCUUGCAUGACUUCGUUGACAAGGAUGCCGUCACGGGGAUGCAAAUAAGGACUAUAUACAACGAACUGCUGGAACCAUACACGACACAAAAGGUAUUCGACCAGAUGACAGAUGUUGAAAUAGAUCAAGUUAUACAAAUGCACGAAGGUGAUAGCCUGCCGGGGUUCCCAAACCCAGAUACCUUCGAAUACCUAAUACUACCACAACUACAAAAACUAGUGCCACCAGCCAUAGAGUGCCUGGAAAGAGUGCAACAGACACUAGAUCUGUUAGCAAUGAAAGUGUCACAACGAGUAUUCGCAAGGUUCCCACUGUUAUGCGAAAAGGUACUCAACCUGUCCCAAAACAUAUUCCAGGAAGAAACACAAAAUGCUAGAGAUGUAUUGGAAAAAUAUGUUGAAUGUGAAACCAUGUAUAUAUUCACAAACGACGCACAGUACAUGAUGGACAAUGCAGAGGAAAAGCUGGAACCACAAAAAGCAGGAUAUGUAAUGGAAAAGGCAGCGCAUAUAACAGAAGCUACCGGGAAAGCUAUGAAUAGAGUAUGGGAAGCUGCACAAGGUAAAAAAAGAAGAUAUAGCUCCCAGUUCAUACAAGAAAUAAGAAGGAGAUUGAAUGUAUACUUCGCUAUAGUACUGAGAAAUAUGAGAGAUUCAGUACCCAAAAUAAUAGGACACUUUUUAGUCAGGAAAGUACAAAAGAACAUGCAAUAUAAAAUAUAUACAGCCCUGACGCAACAGACACAAGAGGAAUUGGUAAUCACCUUUGGUGAACCACCACAUAUUGCCAAUGAUAGGCAACUGCUAAAGGAACAGUUGGAUGUGCUCAACAGGGCUAUGAACCUGUUACAGCGUGAUUUUAACGCCGUACAAAGAGAUGUGGAGCUGUUUGAUGCAACGUUCGACAAGGACUUAAGGAACUUUAACAUCAAACCUACACAGCAGAAGCAACAACAACCUGGAAGUCCAGGAGCGACACCAGAAGAUAUGCAAAGGAAACAUGUAACCCACCAAGUACCGCAAAACGAUAUGAUGUCACAGCCUACAAUGCAGAUGCAGAAUCACAAACCACAACAACAACGCUCUAAAGAAGCAACACAAAAAACAGUAUACCCACAUCCGCUAUUCCCAUGACGAACACACAUACAAUAUUUCAA
Babesia bovis T2Bo is the source of this 2259-nucleotide messenger RNA. RefSeq names its product Dynamin central region family protein. Gene Ontology annotation, cellular component: cytoplasm; membrane; microtubule. The coding region runs from base 26 to 2236 and encodes 736 amino acids. Lineage: Eukaryota; Apicomplexa; Aconoidasida; Piroplasmida; Babesiidae. Gene Ontology annotation, molecular function: GTPase activity; GTP binding; microtubule binding. The transcript has 2 exons. The record is from RefSeq and is a predicted model, not a curated record.